AUAUAUAUAUAUAUAUAUAUAUAUAUAUAUCAUGUAUUAUGUAUGGAUGGGUGUUUUAAGCUUGAAUGUUCAGGAAAGGAAAACAAAUAUUUGACAUUGGAAAGACUAAAAGGAAUACUCAUAAAAUUGUAUCCGAACCAAUUCCAAAUAAUCCUAGAGGAGAAAUAAUAACUUUGAGAAGAAAAAAAAGCCUCUUUUAGCCAAACAUGGCUGGUAUUCCCCUCAGUAUGCCUAAUGGAAUGGGGAACGAUAUCAAUACAGUUCUUCGGGACUUGGAACGUGGAUUAGUGGUCGGUUUAUUCUUCCCAAGGAAGAAACCCGAGAAACGAACCUUGAGCGUUAGACUGGAAACUCGACAAUUAAUUUGGGUUAAAACUUUAGGAAGCCGACCCGAAGGAACAGUUGACUUGAGGGAAGUGAAAGAAAUACGACCAGGAAAGAACUCCAAAGAUUUUGAGAAAUGGGCUGAUGAAGCUCGAAAAGCAGACAAGAAUUUGUGCUUUGUGAUAUUUCAUGGAUCAGAAUUUAAACUCGCAACAUUAUCAAUUGCUGCCUCCAACAAAGAUGAAUUCCGGAAAUGGUUGAAGGGUUUGAACCAUCUGGUACAAGACACACAAAAUGUUUCUUACCAACUCCAAGUGGAAAGAUGGCUUCGAAAAGAAUUCUACCUCAUGGAAAAAUUGGGUACAUACGUAGUAACACAGAAACAUCUAAAAGGAUGGAUGUUACGAAUAAAUUAUAAAAUUGCCAGCAACAAACUAAGAGACAAAUUUCAAGAAGUCGAUAAAAGUGGUACUGGUUCUAUAGGAUUUGAAGAAUUUGCAGCCCUGUUCCGUAACUUAAUUCAUGUGCCAUCUAUUAUCACAGAAAGGUUCUCCAAUUAUUUUGAAUUCAGUGGGAAUAUUAGAACCAUGUCACCUGAAAAUUUUCAACUAUUUUUGCUACAAGAACAAAGAGAUUCAAGUGCCAAUGAUAUCAAUGUUGUGAAAGACAUCAUGAAAACUCACCUGGACGAUGCAGUGAGAGCAGCUGCUGAGCCUUAUUUUACUGAACAAGAGUUUGAAGAUUAUUUAUUUUCUAAACCAAAUCAAGUUUGGGACACAAAAUACGACAAAGUGACGCAAGACAUGAACCACCCUUUGUCUCACUAUUGGAUUGCUUCUUCUCAUAACACUUAUUUAACCGGUUGUCAAUUAAGGAGUGACUCAUCUGUGGAAGCCUAUGCCCGGUGCUUGAGAAUGGGUUGUCGGUGUAUUGAAUUGGAUUGUUGGGAUGGCCCUGAAGGUUACCCACACAUAACACAUGGCCUUACAUUAACCAGUAAAAUAAAAUUCCUUGAUGUCCUCAAAACCAUUGCUGAACAUGCCUGGGUGACAACAGAUUACCCCCUGAUUUUAUCAAUAGAGAAUCACUGUACACUCCCACAACAGCGGAAGAUGGCAAUGGCUUUCAAAGACAUGUUCCGGGAUGACUUACUUGUUGAUUUUAUUGACAAAGAUGAAACGCAAUUACCUUCCCCUAAUCAACUACGUAAAAAGAUCCUUUUGAAGAACAAAAAAUUGCAAAAAGGUGCCGAAGAAUGUGUAGUUAACGCAGAUGAUAAUAACAUUGAGGCUGAUCUGAGUAAUUCUGUAAAGAAUGGUAUCAUGUAUCUUGAAGAUUCCAUAGAUCAUGUUUGGCAUCCACAUAUAUUUGUAUUAACCACAGCCAAAUUGCUCUACGCUGAAGAUCCGUCUGCAGCAGAACAAGAUGAAGACCAAGAGGAUGAAGAGAACAGUUUAUGUGCCGAGCAAAACUGUUCUAGUGAUGAGCUUCACUUUGGUGAAAAAUGGUUCCAUGGGAAACUGGAAGGUGGGCGGCACCGUGCUGAAUGGCUACUACAUCAAUACAAGUCUUUAGGUGAUGGCACAUUUCUUGUUCGGGAAAGUGAAACCUUUAUCGGAGAUUUUUCCCUUUCAUUUUUACGGAAAUCCAAUGUAAAUCAUUGUCGUAUCAAGUCCAAGCAGGAUCGUGGUCAGCUGAAGUAUUACUUGAUCGACACAUUGUUGUUUGACAGUUUGUACUCACUAAUAACCUAUUACAGACAGAAUCCACUCCGCAGCUCUGACUUUGAGCUCACUCUAAAAGAACCCAUUCCACAGCCACAGUGCCAUGAGGGCAAAGAGUGGUUUUAUGGUGAUAUUGAUCGAGUUACUGCUGAAGAUAAAUUGAAAAGAAUUCCACGUGAUGGUGCCUUUUUGGUGAGGAGAAGUGAAACAGACCAGUAUGCAUUUGUGAUAUCCUUCAGGUGUGAAGGUAAAAUAAAGCACUGCCGAAUUAAACAAGAGGGUCGCCUCUUCACGAUCGGUACUGCACAGUUUGAGAGUUUACUCAACCUGAUAAAAUAUCAUGAAAAGAAUCCUCUCUACAAGAAAAUGAGGCUUAGGUACCCAGUCACGGACCAGUUAAUCAUGAGAAUGGGUAUUGCACCAAAUGCUGGUUCAAUGCAUCAAGAGCUCUAUGUUAAUCCCAAUGAUUUUACUUCAAAGGAACCUGAUGAUGGCAAUAUCCAUGGCGAUGAGAUCUAUUACAUGCCCAAGUACACCUCCAAGGUGAAAGUAAAAGCUAUCCAAGACUACCAAGCCAAGCGACCGGAUGAAUUGUCAUUCCGAAGAGGGUCCAUUGUGAAUAAUGUCCAUAAACAAGAAGGGGGAUGGUGGCGAGGAGAUUAUGGCACUGACAAACAGCAUUGGUUCCCUGCCAAUUAUGUUGAAGAAAUUGAUGGUUCUGAUGAUACAGGGGACACUUCUGAUCUCGGUUCUUUACAGAAAGGAUCCAUAGAUUUAAAGAACAGUAUUAUAGAGAACGUGACCGGUCCUACCAACCUGUUUGUCUUUAGAAUUUAUAAUUGCUACCAGAACAGUCCACUAGAAAUUGGUUGUGAAACUUCAAAUGACUUUGUGGAAUGGUUCAGUGCCAUCAGCAAGUGCAUUGCUUCUGCCAAUGAACGGGUAAAUCAUGGAUUGCAAUUAGAACGAACCAAACAUAUUGCUCAGGAAUUUUCUGACCUCAUUGUCUACUGUCAAGCUGUUCCUUACAAAUUUGGUAAUUACUAUGAAAUGUCUUCCCUGCCGGAAACAAAAGCUGAGAAGAUGACAACCAAGAAAGAAGCAAAAUUAUUUGCCAAAUAUAACAGAAACCAACUUAGCCGAAUCUAUCCAGGACGGCACCGGGUUGACUCCUCCAAUUUCUAUCCUGUUCCAAUGUGGUGCUGUGGGUCCCAAAUGCUUGCCCUAAAUUAUCAAACUGGAGACCGAAGCAUGCAUUUACAUCACAGCCGGUUUGCCAUGAACGGCCAAUGUGGUUAUAUAUUGCAACCGGAAUGCAUGAGGGCCGAGGACUACGACCCUUUCAGUGUCCACACAAUGAAAGGAAUUGAGCCAAUGAUGUUAACAAUGACCAUAAUUGGUGCCAGGCAUUUAGUAAAGCAAGGUCGAGGCAUUGCCAGUCCUCUUGUUGAAGUUGAGGUCUGCGGCCUUGAUUGUGACACCCAUAAAUGGCAUUCAAGUACGAAAGUGGACAGUGGUCUAAAUCCAGUCUGGAAUGAAGUCUGUCACUUUGAUAUCGAAUGCCCUGAUCUGGCCUUAUUGCGUAUCGUUGUGCAAGUGGAAGAUAUGGUAGGAGACCCCAGUUUUCUUGGACAGGCUGGUUUCCCUGUGCAUACAUUACGAUACGGUUAUCGAGUCGUUCCAUUAUUGAAUGCUUAUUCGGAAGAAUUAGAGUUAGCUUCUCUUUUAAUCCAUUUUGAUAUAAGGAACACAAGAGACAGCGAAGACCAGGAGAUUUACAGUUCCAUCCAAGAAUUACGGAAACAGGCUGAUGAAUUGAUGGAGCAGCUUGAAGAUGAGGAGGAUGUGAUGCAACGCGAUAUUGUUGAACAACAGCUUAAUGAGGCCACAGAGAAGUUACAAGCCAAAAGAGAAGAGCGCAAACAGAAGAAGCAGAGUUCCAGAUCGCAAAUUGUUUAUCGGCGGACAGCAAACAAUUAAUUGUAUAUAAGCUCUCUCUCUCUCUCUCUCUCUCUCUCUCUACUCCUCAAUUUCUGCCCUUUCUCCACUCCAUCUCUCACUAUCCCUCCUUUCUCUCUCUCUCUCAACCUGUUACUUUUUUUUACAAAUGUUGCCUUAAUUUCCCACUGCAGGAAAUCUA
Messenger RNA from Octopus sinensis (East Asian common octopus), 4188 nucleotides. RefSeq names its product 1-phosphatidylinositol 4,5-bisphosphate phosphodiesterase gamma-1. NCBI's taxonomy places the organism in Eukaryota, Metazoa, Mollusca, Cephalopoda, Octopoda, Octopodidae. Gene Ontology annotation, biological process: phosphatidylinositol-mediated signaling; positive regulation of epithelial cell migration; phospholipid catabolic process. Gene Ontology annotation, molecular function: phosphatidylinositol-4,5-bisphosphate phospholipase C activity; protein binding; calcium ion binding. The record is from RefSeq and is a predicted model, not a curated record. The transcript is spliced from 35 exons. Bases 207 to 4028 code for a protein of 1273 amino acids.